This is a messenger RNA of Porites lobata, 6021 nucleotides long. NCBI's taxonomy places the organism in Eukaryota, Metazoa, Cnidaria, Anthozoa, Scleractinia, Poritidae. The record is from the annotation of a GenBank genome assembly.
AUUAUCAUACCCAGUCCAACGCAAUAAAAAUUUGCUUCUUCGUCUCGAAAAUUUCACAAAAUGGCGGAAAGGAGUCGUUCUUCCCAUGCGGAAAAUUCAAGUUCCUCCAGUUCUACAGGUCGAAUUGAUAGCGUCCAAGUUGAUGGACUGGUAAGUAUCUGUUAAUCCAAAAAAUCUUUGUAAUUUUUUGGAACGUAUUUGGUGUCUUUUUGGGAGAAAAUUUAGAAAACUAGUGCACACGUGAUCCAUGAUUUUCAUCAUCGAUGAAGUUCUCUUUAACAAAUCGACCACAAUUUUCCAUGGGCUACACUCUUAUAGAUCAUACAAAUGACGUCAUAAAAUGUUCAAAACUUAAGAGGAACCACGAACCGCAGGCGAAGUUUUGAACAUUUUGUGGCGUCAUUUCUAUGGUCUAUAAGAGUGUAGACGAUGGAAAAUUGUGGUCGAUUUGUUUUUUACAAUAACAUUUAUUUUUUUUAUCUAACUACUGUUUUUGACUUGUUCAUACCAUUAUUUUUGCAAGGUUGUGCUGAAAAUUAUUAAACAUUGCCAAGAUGAAGGAUCAGCAGGCGAACUUGUUCAGGGAGUUUUACUUGGAUUGAUUCAAAACCAUAAACUUGAGAUAACAAACUGCUUUGCUUUCCCAUCAGUGCGAGUUGGAGAAGAUGAUGACGAAGACGAUGGUGAGAACCUUAUUACAUGCGAGAAUAAGUAACUUUUUAGAGAUUGAGAAAAUGAAGAAGAAGCUUUAAGGAGUCAUGUUGUUAGUACCUGCAGUCAGGGUUUGAGCUAGGAUUUGAUCACUGGGGGACAAUUUGUCCCCUUGGCUAAAAUUUUGGGGGACAUUUUCAUUUUUAGGGGGACCGAAAUUUGUACACCCUUCCUUCUUAGCAGGACUUCUGAUAGGUCUCGGACGAAAAAGUCAAAUUUCACGGGAUUUUUGGGGACAAAUUCGCGGAAAAAUCGGCCGAUUUCGCGGGAGUUUUCUGGGCAAACUUCACCGAAAAGCAAUCGGUAAAAAACGGCCGAUUUUGUGGUUAUUUUCAAGGCAAAUUUCGCUAGAAAUCGAUCGGUUUUGCGCUGAUCAGACCAGCCUUUUUAACGUUUUUCUAACAGAGGUCAUCAUUAUUUUGCUCUCUCAACAACAAUACGCUCCAGAAAUGAACCAAUGGCAAAGCCUUUAACAUGAUGGCUAGUGCUCAGUUUUUCGCAACAUAAUCUGUUUGCACGUUUCAGUGACGAAGUUCCAAGAUAAAUUUGCAAGUAAAUAGCCCCUAUAGCUGAAAUAAGUUUCAAAUAUGUUGUACAGACAUGUAUUUGAUAAGAUUUCUCUUCGUGUGUGCUUCCUUUCGAGUUUUUUCCCUAAAUUUUGAAGGAGACAAAUUGUCCCCUUGGCCGUUUUUUAAAGGGACAAUUCCAAUUGCAGUGCGGGAUUGGCGCAAUGGCGCGGCCUGGCUCAAACCCUGCUUCAGUCCAAGAAAAGUUUGAUACUACUCUUCUCCUCACUUAGGGCUAACAGACAGUCUUGAAGGAGAAAAUCCAUGUUUGCAUUGAAAACCAGGAACAAAUCCAGAAAAUUCUAAAAACAGGGGCUGAAUUUCUUCGUGUGGCAUUUACAGAUAUAAUUUUUUUCUUAUUAAAGAACUUUUAGAGCAUUUUGCCCAAAAAUUAAGGCCCUGGAAGAGAGACUCUUUUGGAGAUUUCUUAUUAAAGUAAAUAAAAUUUCCAAGAAACUGGAAGAUGUCCCCCUUGGCAAAGAAAACUAAGAAGCGAAAGCUUGAAUUUUCAGAGGGGAACACAUAUACCAUCACCCUUCAAGCAGAGGCUUUCUUUUGCUUGCUUGAUUUUGGCUUGCUUAGAUCCAGGAAGAUUGCAUGAGUCAAGUAAGAUCUUUGUCAAGCAUGCACGGCAUGUGGCUAAGACAUAGUUUCAGACCCAGGCCUAAUAACCACGCGCUUGCCAAAGCGGGCUCAUUUAUGACCAUCGGUUUAUCAAAAAACACAUGCUUGCACUCAAAGAAAAAUAAUUUACCAGUUUGAUGAGAGAAAACAAGGUUGACUAGUCCAGAAGUUCGGGCUGCGGUGACUUCAAACGGUUGAUGUGAUUCAGACAGAACUUCCUUUUCUCCUCCUCACUCAAGAAGACAUAGGGAAGCUCUGCUUGCAGGCCUCACGAUUCCGCGCGUUAAAUGUGUUUUGGUUCACUGAAGUGAAUUGACCGAAAAGGCUUGGGGAAACACCAAAUACCACUCAAUACUGAUCAAAUUAUGAAUUGACAAGUAAGCUCUUAAAUAUCCAUUUUGAUUCUGUGCAUAAAACCCUGAACAUUACUUUUUGUAUGUUUCCUCUUAGUAAACUACCAGAUGGAGAUGAUGCGUCGUUUACGGGCUGUCAAUGUAGACCAUCUACAUGUGGGCUGGUAUCAAUCAACUUACCUUGGUUCAUUUGUAAACAAAACAUUACUGGACUCACAAUUCAGUUAUCAGAGUUCUAUUGAGGAAUCAGUGGUACUUAUUUAUGGUGAGUGGUUUAUUUGUUUGUUUGUUUGGUGAUGUGUUCAUGGCAACAAGUUUUAUAUCAGUGCCGUAACUUUAUUGCUUAAAUUUAAUGAGUGCUCCAGAUUAGCCUUCUAGCUCAGUCUGUUGGAUUGAUGUCAAGUCAAAUCCAGAUUUCAAGACGUCAAACUUCAUAGGGAUAAAAACAUUUCUGUGAUUCUUACUAUAUCUCACUUUCCUUUAAGACAAUGCAAAUUAUAAGGAAUCUUAAGGCCUUUCCACAUGUGUCCAUUUUUGUUUGAAAACCAAGAUUUUUUCUUCUGGUUUAGUCUACCAUCCACACAUAUCCGGUGAAAAGUGUCACGCUGUUUAGCUGUACUCAUGUAUAAUGGAGGUUUAUUUCUUGGUGUUGGAUACCAGUAAAAACGCAUGCAUUGCUCCCAUCAAAGAUGGUGCCAUUUUCAGUCACUGAAAAAAAAAAACAGCUUCUGGACACUGAUUUUUUUUUGAAAGCAGAGAAAAAAAUCUUUGUUUUCAAAAAAAAGGAUACGUGUGGAUAAGGCUUUAGAGAAAGAGUUCCUGAAUUAACUUGUAACCAAGCCAUUUUCUGGCCACCAUCUGGCCAAAAGAGACCAAAACUACAUGUACUCAUCAUGUUGUUUCCAAGUUUAGCACUGUUAUAAGAAGAGAAGAAUAGACAAGAAACCAUGUCUUUUUUUUGUUGUUUGUUUUAGAUCCAUGGAAGACCUCACAAGGAAUGCUGUCUUUGAAAGUGUUUCGUUUGUCUAAUAAAAUGAUGGCAAUGUAUAAAGAGGCAGAAUUUAAUGCAGAGAAGUGAGACAAUUUUUUCUUUGUUCAGUGAAAUUGUAUGAGAGGGAGGUUGUAAAAAAUUAAACAGUCUAAAUAUGGCACCUUGGAGCACUAUUGUAGAACCCAUAUUGUGCAAGUCCCAUAUUUAUUGUACAAUAAAAGAGCAAACUUUAUGCUGAUUGGUCAGUGAGAUUAUAAACCAUGGAAAUGAUGUGACGAUGGUGCAAUUUCUUUUUCUUUUUUUCCUGUGCAUUAUUUUCCAAGAAACUUCACCGAAGAAGGACACUAAAAACUGUCAAUGUUGUUAUGUUUUUGUUAUUUUUAACCACUUUCUAUGAAGGACAUAGAGCUUUAAAAUAGCUGCUAAGUGUAUAGAAGAUUGGGUGUGGAACUGAUGUGAUGUUGGUGCAAUUUGUUUUUCUCUUUCUCUUGUGUGUGAUUUUCCAAGAAACUUCACUGAAAAUGGACAUUAUGUUGUUAUUUUUCAACCAUUCUCUAUGAAGGACAUAGAGCUUUAAAAUAAGUGCUAAGUUUGCACAAGAUUGAGUCUCCUCUAUGGAAUAUCCCUGAAUCUGCCCUUACCAUACUGCAAUAACCACUAAACCAUUUAGAACUGCUUUAUUUGGAGAAAUUCCAUCAGAAGAUAGCACUUUAAUAGUAACUCCCCUUGGGGAUUUUCAAUAACUAUUUAAUAGAAAAAAGAACUAAAAAAUUGUUGGCCAACAACUCCCAACAUUGUUGGAUGUUACAUGUUGCAUCCAUUUGCGUACCCUGUUGGAUGUUGGUAUGUGUUGUUGCACAAAGUUUGAAAGCGGUCAAAUCUUUUAGCCCCAUGCAAACUUAUGCAGCUUUAUAUGUGAAGUAAGGGAAAGUAAAAACUUGAUUUACCCCAUUUGUGUGCAUGCGUGGCUCUUGGGUAAUAUUUCUUGUGUUAUCUUUCAGGCUUGCCAAAAGUGGUCUCAGUUUUGAAGCAAUGUUUGAAGAGAUUCCACUUGUUAUAAGGAACUCUUCACUUGUCAAUACUCUGCUGUGUGAAAUUGAAGUCUUGUCACCUCAUACCCAAACAGAUGAGUUUCUCAGUCUCUCCACAGGGUAAGAAAGAUAUUUUUAUUAGAAGUAAAAUUCUUACCUACUUUUAUGUAGUAUUUGUGAAACAAUUGGAGAUUGUUGCUCUAAACUUCAAGGUGCUUGUAAAACUUUACAAGUAACAAAAACUGUCGCGGUAUAGUAUAGCUUAACACCUUUCUAUUUUUAUGGCCACAAAAGAUCACAUAAUGACAUUAGAGUUAAAGUACAGCUAUUCUUCGUAUUUUUACAGAACAGAAGAAAUUUUAUUUUCAUUUUCUGUGUCAGAAAUUCUGACAGAAAUUAUGGAUAAAAUAUUCCAUACUGGCUAUGCAUUUACAUGCACGGGCGGCAUUUUGCAUGCCUGCGAUUAGCCUGUCCAGAGACGUGCAUUACUAUAGCAGUCAGCAAGUCCCCUGCAGUUUUUAUUUUCAUACUUUUGUAAGAGAAAAUGCAAGGUCUGUUAACAAUCUACUCUGCCUUAUAAGGAUUCAGGAAAACAUUAAUUUUUUAUUUAUUAUUUUUAUUUAAUAUUUUGAUGUAUUCCUUCAAACACAAAAUUGAUAACCUUUAGGUAUGAAUCAUGUGGGCAGCAACGGUGGUGCAUUGGUGACAGUACACACCUCCCACCAAUGCGGCCUGGGUUCAAAUCCUAUUAUUCAUGUGGGUUGAGUUUGUUGUUGGUUCUCUUCUUUGCUCCAAGAGGUUUUUUUUGCGGGUACUCCAGUUUUCCCCUCUCCUCAAAAAUCAGCACUUCCAAAUUCCAAUUCAAGGAGGAAUCGGAUAGAUGCUACCUUUAUAUCAUUAUUUAUUUUUUAUUCUUUGGGUCUUAAACUUCCUUCCCAAUUUCCUCUUUUAUGCAUAAUUUUAGUGAUAUCCACCAAGGUGAUUAUGAUGAUGUUAAAAUUCAUCGAUUUGUCAUUUACUGCAGAUCUUAUUUAGAAAAGAAUGUACGACUGCUCAUGGAGGGUGUUGAUGAACUCUGUCAAGAUGCCAAUAAGUUCAAUAAUCAUCUGCGUAAUGUUGCAAGACAGCAGCAGCAGAAGGAAGCAUAUACUCAGAGAAGGGUAAAAUCAAUUAUUUAAGUUGAAAACAGACCAUUUUUUAGCUAGAAAGAGCAACAUGGCAGAAAUGAUGUUCACUGCAGGAAAUUUAGUUAGACAGCAAUAGCACAGCCAGGGGAUCAAACUGCCUUGACCCAAACAGGCAUAUUGGAUGGAGAUAGGUCUGUUACAUUGUCAUUUUUGGAAAAAGUAAGAUUCUUGUUAAUUUUAAGUUUCACAAUCCUGUCAAUUCUCAGCACAGAAAGGGAGAAUUUGUGGGUGAGAAUUUCAGAAAUGGUCACAUCAACGUCUUUAUUGUGAUUGUUUUUCAGAGACAUAAUCAUUUUGUUAUUAUUGCAUUGUGUCCAAAAUGUUUUGUUUUGCUUUUUCUUUUAGCAAGCUGAAAAUGCUUCAAGACAACAUCGUGGGGAAGCUCCUCUCCCUGAUGAUGACCUGAAUAAGAUGUUCAAACCCUUACAGUCGCCGUCACGACUUGACUACCUUUUACUGUCCCAGCAAGUCAACACAUACAGCAAACAAAUCAACCAGUUUGCCACCCACAGCUUUGGAAAAUUAUUCCUUUCACAAGCUCUACAGGAUAAUGAAUAG